CUUUGCAUUUCAUCUUCCCUCGACAUAUUUCACGCUAUCUUGUGUUUGUUUUGAUACAUUUAAGGUCCUAGCACGUGUGGGAAGGUCGAGGACGAGUUUCGGGUCGAUUGGAGGUUGAAAAGUGCCAAAAAGUGAAAAACGUCCCAAUUGCCCCGUAAUAAUGAAGCGCAGGCUUCCAUGAAGUAGCCUCAGUUCACGAUCCAGCAUUGGAUUUCAGGGUCUCCCAAGACCAUGAACUGGAACCUCAAAUAGUGAACAACGAGGCGUCCAGCGAGGUUCCAGAGGUUACUGACGACCAAGCAGUUCACGGUCUCUAGGACCGUGAACUUUGAGUGCAAACCGUGAACCCUGGAGAGUGAAGCGGUGCGUUUUGGAGACGACACUGAGUUCACGGAUGGUUAAGGUGUUCACGAUCGUGAACAGAGGCAGGCCGUGAACUAGGCUCGACCUGGGUAUAAAAACAUCAGAGGAAGGAAGAAGAAGGGAGAGCUGGUUAUUUGGAGAAUGAACACUUUCUUUCUCUAGGGUUUCAAACCAAAACACCAAAGGGGAGUUCUAGAGAGUGAGAGAGUGAUCUUAGAACUUAAUUGAAAGCAUUGAUCAAGCUUGGAAGCUAGGAAUCAAGCCUAGAAGAAGAAGAUGAAGAUCUAGAGGUUUGUUUGUAAUCUCUCCUCUCUCUCUAGAAACUCACCCUAUUCUCUUGGGUUUAAGAACCCUGGGUCUAGAUUUGGGUUUAAUGUUGAUGUAUCUGAAAAACUCCAUGAUUGAUUGAUGAUUUUACUUAAUCGUUAGAUGUUUCCAUGAAUGGCAUGAGUUGGGUUUCCAUUUUCAUGUAUUGAGAUUUUGACCUAGGAGGGAGAUAAUAUCCUAAGAGCCCCCUUUUGGCGUCUUCGGGUCACUCCUAUCGUAUAUUGUCCGGGUAUUCCCCGUGGAAGUUGAUUAGACCUGUCUCCUAGCAUUAUACGAAACCCUAGGGUGAAUAGAGCACUACCCAUCCAUCGAUUUGUCAUUCCGGGUCGUUCCCGAGGGAGUCCAUCUCCAAUUGGUAGUGUAGUUGAGUCGAUCGAGCUAGGAGGAUACCCAACAUCGAUCCAAAGAACGAACCAAGGACGAUUGAACCCAAGAGAUCUCCCCACCUUCUAAGUAGCUAGGUUAGUGGUUAGUCUAGGUUAGUUAGUUUAAUUCUAUCAAUCACUAUCCUAGGUUGGCUAGAUAACGAACCCUAAACCUGAAGUAGGGUAAGCCUAUAUCACUGUGGUACGAUAAAUUCUUAUUGCUUGCUUGCCCUAUGCUACACGCAGUCGACGGUUAUACCUGGAUGUCGAUCGGGAUCUUGUUGUUAGAACGAGUCAAAUUUUUGGUGUCGUUGUUGGGUAACAAUUCUAGGUUAUUUGAACAAGUGUAAGGUCGUUACUUUAGCCGUUUUAUUUUGUGUUUUGUUUUUGUUGACCCACUCUUCACUUAGAAGGGUGGUUUGUGUUUGUUUGACUUUGUUUUUGUGUUUUUAGGUUGAAUCAUUGAUCCUCUUGGAUUCUACAAUAUGUGGGGGUAUUCACAAUCACCCGAAUGGGGGUACCCUGGAUCUUCAUGGAGUAGUCAAGAAGGUGGAAGCCAAGGAACCGGGUUCUAUGAUCAAGCUCCCUUCCAAGAAGAAGAACCAUACCAUUGGGGAUAUGAAGAGGCUUCCCCAUAUGAAGAAAACUCCCCUCCUCAAGUCGAGGAGAAAUCCAAGUUGGAGUUGGCAAUGGAAGCUUUCAUGGGGCAUUCUUCAAGACCAUGUGCCACUCCACAACCUGAGCCGAAGAGCCAAUUGGAGCACAUGGUGGAGCGGUUUGUUCGAGGCACCAAUGAAGGGUGCUCGAACUUGAAUCUCCCACAACCCAAAGCGAAGUCCAAGUUGGAGCUUUCCAUGGAGAAUUUUGCAAGAACAAGCUCCAACACGGAUUUCCAACCCCUCCCUCCUCUCGGUUUGACACUAGAAGAGAAGGUGGCACAAGCUUGUGCAAGCUAUCGCCUCUCAUUAUUGGAGGAGAAGCUUGUGCAAGCUAUAGCCUCUCAUUAUUGGACGAGAAGGUGGAACGGGCUUAUGCAAGCUGUAGACACCCCAUUUUGUCCGAGUUAAUACAUAAUCAACUAGGAAACUUUAAUUCUUUUAAUAUUGAUAAUUGCGAUUCUUACUCGUCCUUUUUAUCUAAAUAUUUAAAUUAUUACAAAUUUGUGAGUAUUCACAUAGACACAACGGGACUGGCAGUAGCCAAUCUAAGAAUGGUUCAAAGUUGCUUGCGUUGGAUCGCCAUGGUAUUUUUCGAUGGAGUUUUGGGUGUCUUAAUCCUCGUUUAAUCAAUUCAAUAGAGUUGAUUGAUUCAAUGUCAUGCGCGAGAUUGACUCUCCAUUGAAUUUAAAAAAAAAAGAACAUUCCAUUAUCACAAUUACAAUUCAUCACAAUAGUGAUUGAUAAGAAUAAAAAGAAGCCCACUACACAAAUCAAAGACCAAUACAAAAGUCAGCCCAAAUCAGCCAUCAGUCAAAGCCCAAGGCUACUAACAUCUAAGUCAAAGCUCAGGUCAGAGCCCAAACUCAAGUAAACUUAAGGUCAAAUU
Molecule: messenger RNA, 2600 nt
Organism: Linum trigynum
Lineage: Eukaryota; Viridiplantae; Streptophyta; Magnoliopsida; Malpighiales; Linaceae
Source: the annotation of a GenBank genome assembly